This is a messenger RNA of Heterobasidion irregulare TC 32-1, 674 nucleotides long. RefSeq lists its product as uncharacterized. The record is from RefSeq and is a predicted model, not a curated record. Bases 86 to 622 code for a protein of 178 amino acids. NCBI's taxonomy places the organism in Eukaryota, Fungi, Basidiomycota, Agaricomycetes, Russulales, Bondarzewiaceae. The transcript is spliced from 5 exons.
AGAUAACUUACAUUGAAAGUCCUCCAAAAAAACCAUAUCGCACACCUGUGCAUACUCUCUAAACCUCUCCCAUUACUCUUUCUACAUGUCUGCAGAGAGUUCACUACCAGGUUUACGCCGUAUUGUCACAGCGCAUGUCUCUGGCGCUGCCGUUGUCAAGAGCGACAUCAUUAUUCCUUCUACACCAAUAUUACCAGGCCAAACGACCAUCCGCACGGGAGGGUUAUGGACGACAGACGCGACUCCCACGAACGACAAUAACGUCGAGGUCGAUGGCGCAACGCGGGAGGUCCCCGGAAUGUUGGGACUCGUGAUGCCCCACGGCACGAACUUCCGCUUUACAGAUCUUGGCCCUGGGGAAGUCGUUCCGAUGCAUAGGAGCAGCUCCGUGGACUAUAACAUCCUAAUACAAGGCGAGCUGGUAUUGAUUUUGGAUGACGGCGCCGAGACACACUUGAAGAACCCAGGAGACGUCGUCAUACAGAGAGGAACGAUUCAUGGUUGGAGAAACCCAAGUAGCACAUGUGCCCGUUGGGCAUGCGUAGUCAUCGAUGCAGUGCCGAUCUCUGUUGAGGGACAGGUGCUAGAGCCGUUGUGGGGAGGUGACAGCACAAAGAAAUAGUCCGCAGACGGCUGAGUUUAUGACAUUCUUUCAAAAAUGCUUCGUAUCGUAC